AUGAAAGAUAGCAAACAAAAUACUGGACCACAAAGAACACCAUCGGUGCUGUUUGCACCCACGGUGGACACUACAAAUGCUCCAUUCAAGCCAUCCAUGACAAGAGCAAGAUCCACAAGUCAUACAAUUCCUAUAGCUACGGAUAAUAAGAGAAAUCAUUCUGCAUCGAUAUCUUCGGUAUGUUCUACCGAGUCCACGAACGACGAUCAUUUGAACAAAUUAAUCGACAACGACUCUCGCACAGCCACAAAUACCAACCGAGAUGCCUACAAGGGUAAAAUCAAGCUCAUGGAUGACGUGGACUUAGAGAAGCAGAUUAUUAUGACUGCUGGGGGGAAGAGAGAAUAUGUGAUGGGUUUUGUAUGUAAAUUAUUAUUCUUGAUGACAAUUGUAUUAGGGUGCGGAGUAUUGGUGUUCUACGCACUUUAG
Molecule: messenger RNA, 429 nt
Organism: Debaryomyces hansenii CBS767
Lineage: Eukaryota; Fungi; Ascomycota; Pichiomycetes; Serinales; Debaryomycetaceae
Exons: 1
Coding region: 1-429 (142 amino acids)
Source: RefSeq, a predicted model, not a curated record